AUGUCUAGACGAGACAUCUUGGAAGUCACCCACUUUUUCCCAUCUGAGACUCACGACGCUAUCCCGGUUGCUGCUCGAACUCUCGAAAAGCUCAAACGCUUGACCGGCCGUGGGUCAGGUAACAGCCUUAGACCCGAAGAGGUCACUGCACUUCCGGCAAUAUCAGCUCUACUAGCUUGUGAAGUAGUCCAAAGCAAGGACCUCGAUGAGAACUCUGCUCAGAAACUGUCGCACACAACCAAGCAGUACUUUCGCUCCGCCCUAUCUAAGGCCAGCCAACUCCUCCAAGAAAAUGCCGAGGUUUCUCCUUCUCGCUCCUCUUCCAAAAGACGCUCUGUCACCAACUCCACUUCCCCUGCGCCGUCACCUUCCCCUUCCAAUGUAUUGACUGGCGAACAAGUCAUAGCUGCCAUCACUCCGAGAAAGACAAAGCAGCUCUACGACUCUAGGCGUUCCCAAUCACUUCUUACACCUUCACAAUUCCUGAACACACCCGACAAGGCCAGUCCCCUGAGGCAGAGUCAUGUGCGUAUACCGUCCGCCCAGCAGAUGGAGGGCAGCCCGUCCAAGAGCGGUGCAGGAGCAGAUGUAGAAAGGACCCCGACAAAGAAAGUGAAAUACAGCAAUCCGGGCAUCGACCUGGAGCACCCUCCUGCGUCCUACACUCGGUCUGGAAAGAGGAAGGGCGAGUCGACAGACGCUUUCUUCUCCACUAUGGCGACUACACCUGCUGGGCUGAAGCUAGCUGCAAAGGGGAGUCGAGGUGUUGAUAGCGAAGAUGGGAUGAUGGGUGCCGAUUGGCUCAAGCGGCCCACGUCUCCGAAGAAGGCGAGAACAAGCAGGGAGAAGGGGAGCAGGGACAAGAAGAGGAGAAAAGUUGACUGGACCUUUCAAGAACGAAACGAGAACGAGGUUUCACGAAACGACCUAGAUGAUGUACGUCACACCAAAGAAACUCAUUUACUGCUCGGUAACUGA
Cryptococcus wingfieldii CBS 7118 is the source of this 978-nucleotide messenger RNA. RefSeq lists its product as hypothetical. The transcript is spliced from 2 exons. NCBI's taxonomy places the organism in Eukaryota, Fungi, Basidiomycota, Tremellomycetes, Tremellales, Cryptococcaceae. The record is from RefSeq and is a predicted model, not a curated record. The coding region runs from base 1 to 978 and encodes 325 amino acids.